Molecule: messenger RNA, 2581 nt
Organism: Fusarium redolens
Lineage: Eukaryota; Fungi; Ascomycota; Sordariomycetes; Hypocreales; Nectriaceae
Exons: 4
Coding region: 244-2271 (675 amino acids)
Cellular component (GO): SBF transcription complex; MBF transcription complex
Molecular function (GO): transcription regulator activity; protein binding; DNA binding
Source: RefSeq, a predicted model, not a curated record
GUCUUGUCAACCGUGGACCGCGUCUUUGACGUGCACUCAUAUUACCUAGGCAACUUGAACCUUGGGAAGAGCUUUCGGCGAUACUGCAAAGUCCAUUUGCAACGUUCAAUUCGGCCUCUGUUUUGCCGCUGAUGCUUAUUACGAGCUCUAUCUUGCCCUGCUAACCCUACCGAUCAAUCCUCUCCGCCCUCGUCUCAUCACCAUCGCGCAUGGUUCCAGAAUUGCUUCAUCUUAGCCGCCCACAUGGUCAAGGCCAAUGCUAAUGCAGCAGCUGCUGCUGCUUCUGGACCUGGCGUCUACAGCGCAGUAUAUAGUGGUAUACCUGUGUACGAAUUCCAGUUUGGUGGUGACCUCAAGGAACAUGUGAUGCGAAGGAGACACGAUAACUGGAUCAAUGCGACACAUAUUCUGAAGGCUGCUGGAUUCGACAAGCCAGCACGAACCAGGAUUCUCGAACGAGAUGUGCAAAAAGACGUUCACGAGAAGAUUCAAGGUGGCUAUGGAAAAUAUCAAGGCACUUGGAUACCACUCGAGAGCGGACAAGCAUUGGCAGAACGGCACAGUGUAAUCGAUCGAUUGCGACCCAUCUUCGAAUAUGUCGCUGGUGCGGAGAGCCCACCUCCUGCUCCCAGGCAUGCUAGUAAACCCAAGGGACCAAAGUCAAAGCCUCCGCUACCGAAAUGGAACAAUCCUCCCCCUCCUCCUGCUCCUGCGCCCGUGAUUCACGAUGACCCCGAUACGGUAAUGGGUGACGAAGAUACACCAGAUAAUCUCACAGUGGCAUCAGCAUCGUACAUGGCCGAAGACGAACGUUUUGAGAUGCCCCAAGUGCCAGGCACAGGACGGAAACGCAGAAGAGACGACAGCAACUUGCAAGACCUUACCGAGCAACAGCAUGCGCUAUAUGGCGACGAACUUCUCGACUACUUCCUCCUCAGUAAAACAGAUCAACCAGCAGUGAAGCCUGAUCCACCCGCCAACUUCCAACCUAACUGGCCGAUCGAUGCGGAGGAUCAUACGGCGCUUCACUGGGCGUCCGCAAUGGGAGACGUUGAUGUUGUCAAACAACUAAAGCGAUUUAACGCAUCAUCCACUGUCAAAAACAUACGCGGCGAAACACCGUUCAUGCACUCAGUAAACUUUACGAACUGUUACGAGAAGCAGAGCUUUCCCGUCGUAAUGAAGGAGCUAUUCGAAACAUUCGAUGCUCGUGACAAUAUGGGCUGUACAGUGAUACAUCAUGCGGCUGUUAUGAAGAACGGCAGAGUAUUCAACUCAUCAUGCUCACGAUAUUACUUGGACAACAUUCUCAACAAACUGCAGGAGACCCUGGAACCAAGCGCAUUCCAGCAAUUGCUCGAUAUUCAAGAUAACGACGGAAAUACAGCAUUGCAUCUUGCGGCGCAGCGGAACGCUAGGAAGUGCAUAAGGGCAUUAUUAGGACGCAACGCUUCAUCGGAUCUUACGAAUAACGACGGAGUCAGGGCAGAGGAUCUUAUUAUGGAUUUGAAUGCGACGAAGAAGGAUCGUGGACCUCAACGGUCGUCGUCUCCUUUUGCCCCUGAGUCCCAACGGCAUGCUUCUUUCAAGGACGCACUGCUCGAGAAGGCGAAUCGACAACCCCCGGUGGCUUUCCAGUCUGCCGCAGCAAACACUGUACAGUCUCGGAUCACACCCCUGAUUAUGGAGAAGUUCCAGGAUCUAGCUAAGAGCUACGAAGAGGAAUGGCGAGAGAAGGAUGUAGCAGAGGCAGAGGCGAAGCGGAUCUUAGCGAACACCCAGGCAGAUCUAAAUGCUCUCCGACAAAACAUAACAGACGUUGAGGGGCAGCUAGAAUCAGAAGAAGCAGCAUCCAAAAACAACCAAGAAGCCAACCUAGCUAAGCAUCAGGUGCUAUCACUCAUCACACACCAAAACCGCUUACAUGUUCAGCGGUCAGUGGACAGUGAACUCAGCCGCAUCAAUGGCGAUGGAGGGGUGCAGGAAGAGUCAUACGAAGAGAGGCUGAGUCUCGCCCGCCAACUAAGCACAUUGCUUGCUGAGCAACGGACAGCUGAGACGGAUUAUGUCGAGGCGUUGAGCAUGGUGGGCACGGGCGAGAAGAUUGAAAAGUAUAGGAAACUUCUCAAGAGGUGUCUCGACCCGAAGGAGGGCGAGAGCCUGGACACGAAUCUCGACAGCUUGAUCGAGAUGAUGGAGGAGGAGCGGGACGAGGAUGGUAUGGUUGGCGCUAUGGAGCCCGAACCAAUGGAGCUGUCAGGUGGCAUCUAGGGAACAUCAUUGGGCUCUCCGUUGCGGAUCUAGCCCCUUUAUUCUCUUUCUUUUGUUUUGACGAAGGUACUUAUAUAUAUCCUUAUUGGUUGGGGGCGCGCAAAGUUAUGGGCUUGGUUAAUCCUUUACUAGUCUUAGGAAGGAUUCAGCAGAAGCAGACUUUCUACGAAGGAACGGGCGAUGGGUGUAUGCAAUUUUGCACGAUAGACCUAAGCGCAAGCGAGGUGAUAGUUGCCUAUGAAAUAUACUUGCUCUUGAACUCAGAACUAGCUUUUUCCGGGGAAGUCGGUCAGUGACACUUGAGAACCAA